Molecule: messenger RNA, 1431 nt
Organism: Thalassophryne amazonica
Lineage: Eukaryota; Metazoa; Chordata; Actinopteri; Batrachoidiformes; Batrachoididae
Gene: atp6v1e1b
Product: ATPase H+ transporting V1 subunit E1b
Exons: 10
Coding region: 155-835 (226 amino acids)
Biological process (GO): proton transmembrane transport
Cellular component (GO): proton-transporting two-sector ATPase complex, catalytic domain
Molecular function (GO): proton-transporting ATPase activity, rotational mechanism
Source: RefSeq, a predicted model, not a curated record
UCACAUCUGAUUGGCUGCUUUGGAGGAAGUAAACACCAUGUGAUUUUGCGGAUCAGCUGACCCACCGUAGACAUCUUUACGAGUCACGACUGCGGCUUUUCAUUCAUACCCGUUUGUCUGUGUAUUCCCAGGCCCGGGCGGAGCUGCGACCAUCAUGGCGCUGAGCGACGCGGACGUCCAGAAACAGAUCAAGCAUAUGAUGGCCUUUAUCGAGCAGGAGGCCAAUGAGAAGGCAGAAGAAAUAGAUGCAAAGGCAGAGGAAGAGUUCAACAUAGAGAAGGGCCGCCUGGUCCAAACUCAAAGGCUGAAGAUAAUGGAGUACUACGAGAAGAAAGAGAAGCAGAUUGAGCAGCAGAAGAAAAUUCAGAUGUCAAAUUUGAUGAACCAGGCUCGACUGAAGGUACUAAAGGCCCGCGAUGACAUGAUCUUGGAAUUGCUGAAUGAGGCGUGCCAGCGGCUCGCCAGUAUUGCAAAAGAUCCAUCCAAGUAUCCAGCUCUAUUGGACGGGUUGGUUUUACAGGGGCUCUAUCAACUUUUGGAGCCCAAAGUGACUAUUCGCUGCCGUAAACGGGAUGUUCAGUUGGUGCAGGCAUCCAUCCAGAGGAAUAUUCCCAUAUAUAAAUCCGCUGUGAAGACCAAUGUGGAGGUCCGCAUUGACCAGGACAACUUUCUCUCCCCAGAUGUUUCUGGAGGCAUUGAGAUCUAUAAUAGCGAUGGGAAGAUUAAGGUGUCCAACACCCUGGAGAGUAGGUUGGACCUCAUGGCUCAGCAGAUGAUGCCUGAAAUCCGUGUGGCUCUCUUUGGUGCCAACCCAAACCGCAAGUUUAUGGACUGAGUAGCCCUGCUGUGUUCGAGAACUGCUGGUCUUCUGUUUGUCUUUUUUUUAUUUUUGUCAUAUGAAAGACAUCAUUCCUUCGUCUGUGAAAAGAAUUUGUGAUGCCGGAGAUUUGUCGUCAUGUGAUGUAUUGCUGUAAUUUUUUUUCUUCUGUGCAUCAAACGACCUGAAGGGUGAUGCAGCUCGACGUUACAGAUGUGCAUUGUGGGUACUGCACAGUCAUUGUGACUGGUUUACUCUGCUGCUGAUCAGAUCAUUAGGACACAAACACACAUUCUGUCUCAUUUUCACAAUUUUAUGCACUUCAGCACCAUGUGAUGAGCUUCACGGAGCGUUGCGUUGCUAAAGAGUGUCUGCUAGGUCCAAUCACAGAGUGCAGAAAGAAACUACAAAUGUCUUACAAGUUAAUCUAUUGAAGUACGUCAACUGUACGCUGCAUUUGAAGGAGUGGGUGAUGUCGUUCCAUGUGGUGCACUGUAUGUAUAUGAGGCUUCCAGAUUAAGUUAUGUGUGGUUUUUAUUCUUCUCUUAAGUGUGUCUCCAACUGAAAAUAUUGUGGAAAUGUACAACAUAAUAAAGUAUUAUCUAUUGGUAUUA